AUGGGAACAAGGCUCAACAUGGCAUCUAUGAUGAAGGUGAUAGGAGAGUAUGGGGAGAGGGUAGUGGAGCUGUGCAAGAAGCUUUUGAGGCUGUUGGGGGAGGAAUUGGGCAUUGGUGAGGAAUGUCUCUUAGAGAGAUUUGGUGGGGAGGAAGGUUUGGCUGCUUGUUUCCGCAUCAACUACUACCCCAACUGCCCUCAGCAUGAAUUGGCAAUUGGUUUGUCUCCUCACACCGAUCCCGGCAUUUUCACUGCCAUCUUCCAGAAUGAUGUUUCUGGCUUACAGGUCUUCAAGGAUGGCAUUUGGAUCUCCGUUCCUCCCACUCCUGAUGCCCUCCUCUUCAUCAUUGCUGACCAACUCGAGAUACUUUCAAAUGGAAUUUACAAGAGCGUGAAUCACAGAACACCUGCGAAUGGAGAUAAAGAGAGGAUGUCUAUGGUUGUGUUCUUCAACCCAGAAGGGAACAAGAAGAUAGGACCCAUGGAUAUACUGGUGGAGCGUUGUGGAGGUCUUCGUUUGUACAAUGAUAUGACUUUCAAUGACCACCGCAAGCUCAUCAGGACUUUAGGUGUCCGCGGUAAGGCCAUCUUGGAUUCCAGGUCCACCACCAAAGAUAGUGUCCUCAGCUGAGCCAGGCCUUAAAUAAAUUCAAUUAGUAAUGAUCCUAAUGGAUUCAGCAUCCACUCUCUUUGCUGCUAAUUAAAUACACCUACCCAUCUUUUUAUAUCAUUCCAUUCCAUAAAUCAAAAAACUCUUCUUCACUUAAAACUACAAACCUAUGAUGUACUGUUUCUCUUCUUUCUAAGCCAGUAUGAGUUGGCAGUUGUUUGCACCGUUUGUCUCUGGCUUUGUUGGGGUGUUCUUUGCUGCCCAUUCUUUCUUGUAAGCUUCUUUUAUGUUGCAAUAGAAUUUACUUUUUACUUGGCUAGUAAAAGAAAAUACAUCAUCACAGCAUUCUACAUGAA
Messenger RNA from Magnolia sinica, 965 nucleotides. RefSeq names its product jasmonate-induced oxygenase 2-like. The transcript is spliced from 3 exons. The record is from RefSeq and is a predicted model, not a curated record. Gene Ontology annotation, molecular function: dioxygenase activity. NCBI's taxonomy places the organism in Eukaryota, Viridiplantae, Streptophyta, Magnoliopsida, Magnoliales, Magnoliaceae. Bases 1 to 630 code for a protein of 209 amino acids.